AUAAGAUGUUUUGCAGCAAUAAGGUGCGAGACCUUACAGCCUCCUGAAAACGGGUUUAUCAGUGGCAUGAGUUACAAGUUUCCGAAUUAUGUUGUGUAUGCAUGUAAAGAAGGAUACAGACUUGUUGGAGCAUCAAAACGCAACUGCAAUGCAUCCGGACAAUGGAAAGAAUUAGCGCCAAAUUGUAAACGUAUUACAUGCCCAUCAAUUCAAAACCCACUAAAUGGAGAACUGGUUGGCGAUGAUUUUUCUGUAAACUCUACAGUUGAAUUUGUUUGUAAUGCCGGAUAUGCUGUGCGAGGUUCGUCUACGUCUUCCUGUCUUUUGCAAGGAUUGUGGUCACAUGACCCUCCAACAUGCGAAAAUAUAAAAUGCGCAACACCGCCUAGUCCAAAGUUUGGUAAAGUAUUUGUUUCGCAAACACAUGUCCGAAGCGUUGCUCGGUACUCUUGUUCGAUUGGGUACUGGCUCGUUGGCGUCACUCACAGACAAUGUACACAAAUCUCUCAGUUCACUGUGGAAACCACCUGGAGUGCUAAGUCUCCCAAAUGCAUUCCUGUGAGAUGUUCUACACUUCAUGCUCCACUAAACGGAAAAAUUGUUGGUGACAAUUUCUAUUAUCCACAUUUCGUGCUGUACUCGUGUGACUAUGGAUACCAGAUACGUUCUGGUAACAGCACUAGAAAAUGCAACGAAUUAGGAAAAUGGACAGGCAUUGCCCCCUUGUGCAAAGGUGUUUGUGAAGUUGCAAGAAUUAAUUGUUCAAACGCUGAGAUUUGUGUGGCUGACAGCGACGGCAGUGCAACGUGUAUAUGCAAAUCUCGGUCUGAUUGUCCAUUAGAUGUCAGACCGGUCUGCGGUUCUGAUGGGCUAACUUAUAUAAACAAGUGUUUACUGGAAGUGAAGGCAUGCCUGUUUGGGUCAGAUUCAUUGAGAAUGAUUAGUCAAGGAGCGUGUGAGUUCUCUUGUCAUGUCUGCCAUUCAAAUUCUGAUUGUGUUGAAAAUACCAAUUGCAGCUGCAAACCUCGUUUCGUUGGUGACGGAAGAGAAUGUUGUUUCGAAGAAUUGACCAACCAGAUGGCGUUACUUGGAUCUGCAGCAUGGUUCGAUUGCAAAGAAUCGUGCCAUCUUCCGUUUGGUUCUACUCAAUGGUACUUGAAUGGUCAAAUUCUAGACUACUUAGAUACUAAAUCUAGAUUUGUGGUUUCAAUAAACGGACGAGGACUUUCCAUUACAAAACUAAAGUUAGAAGAUGCUGGUGAGUAUACAUGUAGGGUGUCCAGCGACAGGCUCACUUACGAACGACACGGACAUCUGGAUGUCAUCGAUCCAAUCAACCAAUUUUCGGCAAUUUCUCAAUGCUCAUCUGAUUGUGGUAAAAGUUGUGCUAGAAAGCCAUUUGUUGCUGGAGGCGACACGAGUAGUCCUGGUGAAUUCCCAUGGCAAGCAAUGCUGUGUUCUCCUCGGUUGGGACAACAUUGUGGAGGAGUUCUCAUUUCAGAAAGAUGCGUGCUAACAGCAGCACAUUGCUUAAAGUAUCAGAGCAUUAAUAGAAAGACUAUCACAGUUUGCUUGGGCAAACAUUGUGGCAAUUGCUCCGAAUCUGAUUCUUUAUCCAAUUCCGUUUGUUUCAAUUCUUCGUCGAUAAUCAUACAUCCAGAUUUUAAUCAAACUUCUUUUGAUCACGACAUCGCAGUUUUGAAACUUGCUCGUCCGGUUAACUGCAAUUGUCGAACGAUCAUGCCAGUGUGUCUACCAGACAAGGCAAGAGAUUCUUCAUACAUCCGAGCUCAACAAAACGGCAUCGUCACUGGAUGGGGUCGCGUCAAUUCGACAGUCAGCAGAUCUAGAUGUUUACGUAAAGGCGACGUCAGAUUAAAAUCUCGCCGUCUUUGUCAAAUAAAGCAUCAAGUUUACCAAAUAACUGAAAACAUGCUGUGUGCUACUGAUUACAACGGUGCCUGUGAAGGAGACAGUGGCGGACCUCUGGUGGUAAAGAACAGAAAGUUUAGAGGUCGCUAUGUGUUGGCAGGAGUUGUGAGUUGGGGAAUCGGUUGUGGCGAAAAGACAAAGUUUGGAGUCUACACAGAUGUGAUCAGUCACCUUGACUGGAUCAAGUCUACUUGUGGCAUCAACUGAAUAUUGCAGUUUAUAGAGAUUAUCUCAUCUCUAAGGAAGACAAAGAACUUUGAGUUUUCUUUCUGUUUGUUGCAUGUUUGCAUUCUACUGUUUAGACUUAGAAAAUGUUACUGAAUCGUCAAAACAAGAAUAUAGCAAAGUAUUCACAAAGCAUA
Molecule: messenger RNA, 2294 nt
Organism: Corticium candelabrum
Lineage: Eukaryota; Metazoa; Porifera; Homoscleromorpha; Homosclerophorida; Plakinidae
Product: coagulation factor X-like
Exons: 8
Coding region: 67-2139 (690 amino acids)
Biological process (GO): proteolysis
Molecular function (GO): protein binding; serine-type endopeptidase activity
Source: RefSeq, a predicted model, not a curated record